Messenger RNA from Serpula lacrymans var. lacrymans S7.9, 903 nucleotides. RefSeq lists its product as uncharacterized. The record is from RefSeq and is a predicted model, not a curated record. The transcript has 9 exons. Bases 12 to 803 code for a protein of 263 amino acids. Lineage: Eukaryota; Fungi; Basidiomycota; Agaricomycetes; Boletales; Serpulaceae. Gene Ontology annotation, molecular function: oxidoreductase activity, acting on the CH-OH group of donors, NAD or NADP as acceptor.
ACCGGAAAACAAUGGCAAACGUUCGCAAAGGUGUCGCCCUCAUCACAGGUGCUGGCCAGGGCAUUGGGCGGUCAAUUGCACUGCGUUUGGCAGAAGAUGGUUUCGACGUGGGACUGAAUGACAUAGAGGCAAAUAAAGACAAACUCGAGCUUUUAGCAGCAGACAUCACUCAGAAACACGAGUCCCAGCGACGGACCUACGUUUUCGUCGCAGACGUUAGCGAAGAAAAGGAUGUACAGGCAAUGGUGGACACUGUGGUGAGAGAACUGGGUGGUCUGGAUGUCAUGGUUGCAAAUGCUGGAGUUGUCCGGACAGGCUCCCUUUUUGAAGCCUCUGUCGCUGACUGGGAUGCUGUAUUAUCGGUGAAUGUUCGUGGAACGUUCCUUUGCUACAAGUAUGCAGCCCAGCACAUGGUAAACCAAGGUGGAGGACGAAUAAUUGGCGCCUGUUCAUUGGCAGGGAAAAUAGGUCACGCAUAUUUGAGCGCAUAUAGCGCAUCAAAAUUUGCUGUGAAAGGAUUGACACAAAGUGCCGCGAGAGAACUUGGGCGUUAUGGAAUCACAGUCAAUGCAUAUGCACCAGGCCCAAUUCAAACCUCUAUGCUUACUGAACUGCACAAUUCUGAGGUCAAACGGACCGGAGAUCCAGGAGGAUUCUACAAGGUGAUGGAGAACACCUCCGCAUUAGGUUAUCUCGGCAAUACUGGAGAUGUAGCGAGCCUCGUGUCUUACCUAGCGUCCCCAGAGGCACACUUCAUCACUGGCCAAAGUAUCACAGUUGAUGGCGGUAUAUACUUCGACUGAAUAACGGUCUGAGCAUAAUUUAGCAGCAUACGGCAGCUACCGUAUAUACCAAGCUUCCCCUCACUGUGCAGUCGAGUGAAUGCCAAGGGACUUUCUGUAG